Molecule: messenger RNA, 3639 nt
Organism: Diaporthe batatas
Lineage: Eukaryota; Fungi; Ascomycota; Sordariomycetes; Diaporthales; Diaporthaceae
Product: U2 snRNP complex subunit RSE1
Exons: 4
Coding region: 1-3639 (1212 amino acids)
Biological process (GO): mRNA splicing, via spliceosome
Cellular component (GO): nucleus; U2 snRNP
Molecular function (GO): protein binding; U2 snRNA binding
Source: RefSeq, a predicted model, not a curated record
AUGGCGACCACCUCCAACAUGUUUCUCUACUCCCUGACCAUCCAGCCGCCGUCAACAAUCACCCAGGCCAUCCUCGGCCAGUUCUCGGGCACCAAGGAGCAGCAGAUCAUCACGGCCUCUGGCUCGCGUCUCUCCCUUCUGCGGCCCGACCCCACCCAGGGCAAGGUCAUCACGCUGCUCUCCCACGAUGUCUUUGGCAUCAUCAGGUCCGUCGCCGCCUUCCGCCUGGCAGGAAGCAACAAAGACUACAUCAUCCUAGCCACCGACUCUGGUAGAAUUGCCAUCGUCGAGUACCAGCCCUCCCAGAACAGGUUCACGCGGAUUCACCUCGAGACCUUUGGAAAGUCGGGCAUCCGCCGUGUCAUCCCAGGCCAGUUUCUCGCAGCAGACCCCAAGGGCAGGGCUUGCUUGAUUGCGUCCGUCGAGAAGAACAAGCUCGUCUACGUCCUGAACCGAAACUCCCAGGCAGAGCUCACCAUUUCCUCCCCCCUGGAGGCGCACAAGCCUGGCGUGCUGGUUUUCUCCCUCGUCGCCCUCGAUGUCGGCUAUGCGAACCCCGUCUUUGCCGCACUCGAGACCGAAUAUAUGGAAGCCGACCAGGACUCUUCAGGCCAGGCUGCUCGCGAGGCGGAGACGCAGCUGGUGUACUAUGAGCUCGACCUGGGGCUGAACCACGUGGUUCGCAAGUGGUCGGAGCCUGUCGACCCCACCUCGAGCCUGCUGUUCCAGGUCCCGGGAGGCAACGACGGCCCAUCGGGUGUACUUGUCUGCGGAGAAGAGAAUGUCACCUAUAGGCACUCCAACCAGGAGGCUUUCAGGGUACCCAUCCCACGGCGGAGGGGCGCAACUGAGGACCCCCAGCGCAAGCGUUGCAUUGUGGCAGGAGUCAUGCACAAGCUCAAGAACAGUGCCGGUCUUUUCUUCUUCCUCCUCCAGACCGAAGAUGGAGACCUGUUCAAGGUCACCAUUGACAUGGUCGAGGACGCUGAGGGCAACCCGACUGGCGAAGUUGAGCGCUUGAAGAUCAAAUAUUUCGACACUGUUCCGGUCGCAUCCAGUCUGUGCAUCCUGAAGAGUGGGUUUCUGUUUGUCGCGAGCGAAUUCGGAAACCACCAGUUCUAUCAGUUCGAAAAGCUUGGUGAUGACGACGAGGAGCUCGAGUUCACCAGUGACAACUUCCCCACCGACCCGCAGACCGCCUACGAGCCGGCCUAUUUCCACCCCCGCCCGAACGAGAACUUGGCUCUCGUUGAGGGUGUCAACUCGAUGAAUCCGCUGCUGGACUGCAAGGUUGCGAACCUCACAGAAGACGACGCGCCACAAAUUUACGCCGUGAGCGGAAAUGGCGCACGCAGCACAUUCCGCACGCUCAAACACGGCCUCGAGGUUAAUGAAAUCGUGGCAUCGGAGCUUCCUGGUACGCCAUCUGCCGUCUGGACCACAAAGCUGCAGAGCGACGACCAGUUCGACGCGUACAUUAUCUUGUCCUUCACAAACAGCACGCUGGUGCUCAGCAUCGGCGAGACUGUCGAACAAGUCAGCGAUACUGGCUUUUUGGACUCGGUCCCGACUCUCGCUGUUCAACAACUCGGAGAUGACGGUCUCAUUCAGGUGCAUCCGAAAGGAAUAAGGCACAUUCGGAGCGGCCGGGUGAACGAGUGGAGUGCACCUCAGCACAGAUCCAUUGUAGCCGCAACCACGAAUUCCAGACAAGUCGCCAUCGCCCUCAGCUCGGGCGAAAUCGUCUACUUCGAGAUGGACGAGGAUGGGUCGCUGGCUGAGUACGAUGAGAAGAAAGAAAUGUUCGGGACAGUGACUUGUCUGAGUCUCGGUGAGGUCCCUGAGGGCCGGCAGAGGAGCUCCUUCUUGGCCGUAGGCUGUGACGACCGCACAGUCCGUGUGCUCAGUCUAGACCCUGACUCUACGUUGGAGAACAAGUCCGUCCAGGCGCUGUCUGCAGCUCCAUCGUCCUUGUCUAUCAUGGCGAUGGAGGAUUCGGCUACUGGAGGGUCGACGCUCUACUUACACAUCGGUCUGCAUUCGGGCGUCUACCUGCGAACGGUUCUGGAUGAGAUCACGGGCGACCUGACAGACACUCGACAGAAGUUCCUGGGCAUCAAAUCCGUGCGGUUGUUCCAGGUGACCUGCCAAGGGUCGGUCUGCGUUCUUGCCCUCAGCUCCCGGUCAUGGCUUGGUUAUGCCGAUCCUCUUACUCGAAGCUUUAUGAUGACGCCUCUCGAUUAUCCUGAGCUGGAAUGGGGCUGGAGUUUCAACAGUGAGCAAUGCGUGGAGGGCAUAGUAGGCAUCCACGCCAACUACCUGCGAAUCUUCUCGAUCGAGAAGCUCAGUGAAAACCUGAUUCAGAAGUCGAUACCGCUUACUUACACACCCAGAAAGCUGGUCAAACACCCCGAUCAGCCUUACUUCUACACCAUCGAGGCCGACAAUAACACGUUGCCCCCCGAGUUGAGACAGCAACUCCUGGCGGAUCCAGGUGUCGUUAAUGGCGACUCAACGGUCCUCGCCCCAGAAGACUUCGGAUACCCCAAAGGCCGUGGACGAUGGGCAUCGUGCAUCAAUGUGGUUGAUCCAGCUUCAGACGAACCCGGUGUUACAUACAGGGUUGAUCUGGAGGGCAACGAGGCAGCAGUGAGCGUAGCUGUGGUACCCUUCGCAAGCCAGGAUGGCGAAAGCUUCCUGAUCGUAGGUACAGCCAAGGACCUGAUUCUCGACCCGCGCCAGUUCACCGAGGGCUACAUCCACGUUUAUCGAUUCCAGGAGAACGGAAGGGAACUGGAGUUCAUUCACAAGACCAAGAUAGAAGAGCCUCCGAUGGCCCUGCUGCCAUUCCAGGGCAGACUACUGGCCGGCAUCGGCACAACACUGCGAAUCUACGAUCUUGGUCUGCGGCAGCUGCUGAGAAAAUCGCAGGCUGAAGUCACACCCAACCUUAUCGUGUCUCUCCAGGCCCAAGGCAACCGCAUUGUCGUCAGUGACGUGCAGCAAGGUGUGACGUAUGUCGUGUACAAGUCGGAGACGAACAAGUUAAUACCGUUUGUGUCCGACACUGUCAACCGAUGGGUAACCUCAACCACUAUGGUCGACUAUGAGUCGGUGGCUGGUACCGACAAGUUUGGCAAUGUCUGGAUCCUCCGAUGUCCCGAGAAGGCGAGUCUGGAGGCUGAUGAGCCGGGGUCAGAGGUGCACCUUACCCACGCACGGCCGUACCUUCAUGCCACGCCUCACAGAGUGGACCUCAUGGCGCACUUCUACACGCAAGACCUGCCCACCAGCAUCACCAAGACGAGCCUCGUGGUCGGUGGCCAAGAGGUUCUGCUAUGGGGUGGCAUUCAAGGCACCAUCGGUGUAUUCAUUCCGUUUGUCAGCAGGGAGGACGUGGACUUCUUCCAGAGUCUGGAGCAACACAUGAGGGCCGAGGAUGCGCCGCUCGCUGGGCGUGACCACCUCAUGUACCGUGGCUACUAUGCCCCCGUCAAGGGCGUGAUUGAUGGCGACCUUUGCGAGAGGUACUCUUUGCUUCCGAACGACAAGAAGCUGAUGAUCGCGGGAGAGCUGGACCGCUCGGUCCGGGAGGUCGAACGAAAGCUUUCGGAUAUCCGCACACGCUCUGCCUUCUAG